GUCACGGGAAGAAGGUGGCCGUGGUGCAGAACGAGUUCGGCAGCGUCUCCGUGGACGACAAGCUGAUGCUCGUGGAGAAGAGCGACACCGAGCUGGUGGUCAUGCCGAACGGCUGUCUCUGCUGCCGCGUGCGCGGCGACCUGGUGGAGGCGCUGCGGCGGCUGGCGGCCAAGCACGCGGAGAGGGCCGGGGCGGGGGGGCCGGAAUCGGAGCCGCUGGACGCGCUGGUGAUCGAGUGCUCGGGCCUCUCGGAG
This is a messenger RNA of Prorocentrum cordatum, 254 nucleotides long. NCBI's taxonomy places the organism in Eukaryota, Dinophyceae, Prorocentrales, Prorocentraceae. The record is from the annotation of a GenBank genome assembly.